GGCCCUACAUAUACCCGCGGGUGGCGUUGGCCGCCGCGCCCAGCCUGGACCGACUCAGUGAGAGGCAGCCCGUUGAACCCGCUUUCCCGAGCGCCGAGGAGCCUGGUCCCGGGCUGGCCCCUCUGCUGCCCCCGGAGCGGGCCAUGCCGCCGCGGGAGCUGAGCGAGGCCGAGCCGCCCCCGCUCCGGGCCCCGACCCCUCCUCCGCGGCGGCGUAGCGCGCCCCCGGAGCUGGGCAUCAAGUGCGUGCUGGUGGGUGAUGGCGCGGUGGGUAAGAGCAGCCUCAUCGUCAGCUACACCUGCAACGGGUACCCUGCGCGCUACCGGCCCACGGCGCUGGACACCUUCUCCGUGCAAGUCCUGGUGGAUGGAGCCCCCGUGCGCAUUGAACUCUGGGACACAGCGGGGCAGGAGGACUUUGACCGGCUUCGCUCCCUCUGCUACCCGGAUACCGAUGUCUUCCUGGCGUGCUUCAGCGUGGUGCAGCCCAGCUCCUUUCAAAACAUCACAGAGAAAUGGCUGCCCGAGAUCCGCACUCACAACCCCCAGGCGCCUGUGCUGCUGGUGGGCACUCAGGCCGACCUGAGGGACGAUGUCAAUGUACUGAUUGAGCUGGACCAGGGGGGUCGGGAGGGCCCCGUGCCCCAACCCCAGGCUCAGGGUCUGGCCGAGAAGAUCCGGGCCUGCUGCUAUCUGGAGUGCUCAGCCUUGACACAAAAGAACUUGAAGGAGGUGUUUGACUCGGCCAUUCUCAGUGCCAUUGAGCACAAAGCUCGUCUGGAGAAGAAACUGAAUGCCAAAGGUGUGCGCACCCUCUCGCGCUGCCGCUGGAAGAAGUUCUUCUGCUUUGUUUGAGCAGCUAUGGCAGCAUAACAAGCAGAAGGCAGGAGGCCAGUGACUUCUGGAACCUGGGGCAUGGGGCCUUUUAGGGUGUCACUGGCAGAGCGUGGCCACCCCCAUGGGAUUCGGUUCCCUUUGGAACACUGUGGGGUGGGCGCCUGGGCCUCUGCCCACUGUCAUAUGCCAGGGUGAGCCUAGGGCAUGGAGGAGGGAAGGCUCUGAUUUGGAUUUCUCCAGUCAAAGCUCACAGAGAAAACUCAGCACUUUGAUUUCAUGGAAUGGUCCUAGCAGGGUCAGCCGCCUCUGAGCAGUUUGGGAUUCAAUUUCCGGUUUCUUAUCAUGGGCCCUCAGGGCAGCCUGGCUGAAUGAGGACCCCUUGUGGUGGUCCCCACCCCCUCCUUGCACAGGGGUGAGGAAGAGCCUGGGGAACAGCCAGGGAUCUUGGAGGGCUGGAAGGUGUUCAGCCUUAAGUUGGAGAGAAGCUUGAGAUGGAGUGGGUAAGGCAGAGGCCAGUGAGAGACAUAAAAGGAGCAGAGAGUGAGGUCUGGGAGCCAGAGCUGUGGGACUGAUGGCAGAUCAGAGGGCUGGGCCUGGAAGGAGAAAGAUCAGGAGAAGGAGAGCAGGGAAGUCCAGCAGCUGAGAGCAGGCUGACACCUGGGCUGCCCUCAACCCCCAAGGCCAGGGAGGGCGGGUCUGGUCCCUGAGAAGAACUGGGUCUCGGGGCUUCCUAGGCACUGCCCAAACUGGCUGGACCAGGAGCAGGACAGGAAGUGAGAGUCCAGAACCAGAAAAAGGAGGGGGAGGAGCUGCAAAAUAGAGCCUGAAGGAGGAAGGGGCUGGGGGGAGGGCAUCCCUUUCCUCAAGGUCAUACAACCUAGAAACUAGAGCAGUGCAGAAUCUGCCAAUAAAACCGUAUGUUUGUAAA
Carlito syrichta (Philippine tarsier) is the source of this 1764-nucleotide messenger RNA. RefSeq names its product ras homolog family member V (gene RHOV). Gene Ontology annotation, biological process: small GTPase-mediated signal transduction. The record is from RefSeq and is a predicted model, not a curated record. The coding region runs from base 144 to 854 and encodes 236 amino acids. Lineage: Eukaryota; Metazoa; Chordata; Mammalia; Primates; Tarsiidae. Gene Ontology annotation, molecular function: GTPase activity; GTP binding. The transcript has 3 exons.